Messenger RNA from Ustilaginoidea virens, 2505 nucleotides. RefSeq lists its product as uncharacterized. Bases 1 to 2505 code for a protein of 834 amino acids. The transcript is spliced from 3 exons. Lineage: Eukaryota; Fungi; Ascomycota; Sordariomycetes; Hypocreales; Clavicipitaceae. Gene Ontology annotation, molecular function: DNA-binding transcription factor activity. The record is from RefSeq and is a predicted model, not a curated record.
AUGGAGCCAUCCUCCAAGAAAAGGAAGUUGGCUCCGAAAGUCAACGCUUCACCGGCCCCCAAUUCUCAGCCCUCUGUUCCUCAGUACACCCGCGAGCCGUCGCUAUCACAAGGCCAGCAUUAUGCAGUUCAAGAAGCCCCGCUCAUUGAACGGCAGGACUUUGAAUCCUUCGCUCGCCAUCUCCAAGACGCUGCCAUGCUUAUUCAGCGCCAGACUGAACGACCGCCUCACAAUGAUGUCUCGGUACUACUGCUGAGCUGGGAGGAAGACCGAUCUGUAGAUUACGAUGUUUUAGCCUUUCAGCAAGUACUGGAAACCAAGUACAACUUUUCCACCUACCGAUGGCAAAUUCCCACUGUGCCAAACCCCAGCAUCAAGCUCGGCGUGCAGAUGGCUUCUUUUCUGGAGAAUGCCAGACCCAACCACUUGCGAAUCGUUUACUAUGCUGGUCAUGGAUAUGUCGGCGGCGAUGGCCAUUUGUACUGGGCAUGCAACGCUCGCGAUGACUCGGCCAAACUCAAAUGGGACGGUGUGAGAUGCUUGUUUGAGGAUGCACAAUCUGAUAUCCUUCUCCUGCUUGACACCUGUGCUAUACCUGAUCCUCCCACCUCAGGGAGCCACGGCAUAAAGCAAGGGAUAGCGGCAACGAUGCCCGAACACAAUGCUCUCGAAUAUAGCGCCCGCUCUUUCACCGCCAGCAUGAUUGAAGCCUUUGUAGCUCUGCAAAAGCUCUACAAAGGACGACCGUUCGGCGUCAACCGGCUGUUUGAGGAAAUCGUUGCGCAAAAGUACAUGCGCGCCGACGCCGCAUCUGUCCAGCCGCAACUUCCACUGCUUUUCACUCUCACACCUGGUCAAAGUCGUAAUUUGAUGUUGGCCCCUUUGCCUCCAAGACCAGAUCCUUUUAUGCAAAAUGGCGGUGACGUGUCAGAUGACCAGGGCAAACGCGAUGGAGGAGAUGACCUGAUCGAUCCAGAGUCGGUUUCUAACCUUCGAUUUGACGAGAAUCGGAUACUCGUUUGCACCACCUUUGUCGGUGAUGCUAGUCCUGACAUGUCCUUUUUCCAGCAAUGGCUUCAGAACACGCCACCGCUUGGGUCGAGAAUUGCCGUGGAAGGAAUGUUUCUAGGCCCGCCGACUAUGCUUCUGAUUUCCAUGCCUCGCUCAGUAUGGAGCAUUGUGCAGCACGACAAAGUUUGCUGUUUCUUGGGAUACAUCAGCUCCCACAAUAUGAUUCACCUGUAUGAAAAAAUGUUGGGACCUGGCGGCGUUCGGCCCUUUGAUAAGAAAAUAGAGGAUGGAAAGAUUCUUGUGCAAGCAAGCGAAGUUGGAGCUGUCACGCCCGCGAGGAUUCAUGGAGAUCAGGAUACCCACGAGCGCGUCUACCACGCUCCCGGUCCUCGAGAGGAAAAUUUCAAGGCCGAGGGAACAACCCUACUCCCUCAAACCAGCCCACCUCUGCUGCCCUUUGGAGUGGAAGCCCCUGAAGACGAGGGUGAGGUGGAAGAUACCGCCGAAAUGCAAGAGGCAGCAGAGCAGCUCAAGGCCCUUAGUCACGUGCAGCACAGAGGCAACGAAGCUGCGCCCGGAGAACGAAUGCGCACUAUUUUACCCGAUUCCGUCUCGGAAGCAGCUCGCGAGAAUGCUCGGCUGUCCCAGGGACCAGGCGACAACAUUGGACGUGAUUCAGCCACAUUGAUGGACAUGCAAGUGGCUCCCGGCUCAAGAGGCAAAGGACGCCGGCGUUCUCUCACGAAGCAGGAAACACGAUGCAGCCACUGCAGCCAUGCACCGUUCAGGGAUUCAUCAUCGUUGCGGAAGCACAUUGCUGCCGCGCAUACAAGACCCUUUCCGUGCGCUUUCUCCUUUGCCGGCUGCACAAGCACAUUCGGAUCCAAAAACGAGUGGAAAAGGCAUAUUGCCUCUCAGCAUCUCUGCCUACAGUUUUACCGGUGCUCAGCCUGCCCCCAGGCCACGAUUGAGAGCAAAGGCAAUGAGUUCAAUCGCAAGGACCUGUUCACGCAGCAUUUACGCCGGAUGCACGCGCCUUUCCAAAUCAAGAGGGCCAUUUCGCAAGGUGAUGAGCAACUGCAGUCAGAAUGGGAAACGCACGUCAAAGGGAUGCAACAGACAUGUCUGGUCACAAGACGUCAGCCUCCUCAGAAAGCUGCAUGUCCGAAACUUGAUUGUCGGAAAGAGUUUGAUGGCCAAACCGCGUGGGACGAGUGGACAGAGCACGUCGGGCGACACAUGGAGAAGGGUGAGGGCCCAGUUCUAGAAGUUGAUGGCUUGCUAGUGCAGUGGGCAUUGGACGAGGGAAUCAUUGAACCGAAAGGGGACGGGGAGUACCGCCUAUGCUCCUCAUACUAUCCACUUUCUUACCAGAGCAGCUCUGGACCGAUGCUGGGCCGGAACGACUCCAUCUUUACUUCUUUGGCAGACUCUUGUCAAGUGGAUGAGGUUCUGGCAGUAGGAGAGGCGAAGCUGGAGGUUGACGAAGGCUGA